AUGCUACAACUGGAAUUCAAGAAGUGGGAAUUGGAUCUUUUUGAGUACACAGAGCGCACGGCUCAAUGGAUGGCUUUUGUUGCGCUUUACGUUGACGACUUGAUCCUCGCAAGUAGCAGCAUCAAGAUGCUUCAAGAAACAAAAGAAGCGCUUAGCGAGCGAUUCGAGAUGACCGAUAUGGGUCAGCUCAACCUUAAUGAAGUGGUGACAAGCGAUGCAGUCAAAAUUCUUGAGGACAAUCAAGGCUUUAUUGCGCUUGCGAAGAACUCCGAGUUUCACAUGCGCACAAAGCAUAUCGACAAUCGUAACCGUUUUGAACGUGAGAAGGUUGAAGACGGCCAAGUUGCUCUCGAGUACAUUUCGACGUCGGACAUGCUGGCGGAUAUAAUGACCAAGGCUGCUCCUGCAAGUCAGUUUUGUAGUCUUCGAAGUAAGCUCGGCAUUUAA
Plasmopara halstedii is the source of this 447-nucleotide messenger RNA. Its product is annotated as copia partial. The transcript has 2 exons. The coding region runs from base 1 to 447 and encodes 148 amino acids. NCBI's taxonomy places the organism in Eukaryota, Oomycota, Peronosporomycetes, Peronosporales, Peronosporaceae. The record is from RefSeq and is a predicted model, not a curated record.